AUGAGUGAUCUCAAUAAUAUUUCUGGGGCAACUAUCGGUCGCGUUUAUUCAAAUGGUAGUUCUACUAUAUAUUGUUAUAGUGAAUAUGGCCCAACAUUUGGAAAUGGAAAUGGUUAUGAUUUGCAUUGCCCCAAUAGUAACAAUAAUUGGAGUUGUAGUCAAAAUAUUUACAAUAAUGUUAGUCUUCCAUCUUCAUUUACCGUAUCUGAUUGGGAGAACGAAGGAUCACAAAGGGGAAUAGAAGAAAAUACGGGAAAAGUCGAUAAAAACACAACCACAAUAACUGAAUUCCCAAAACGCAUAUUGGAACCUCAUGAAAUAGAAAAGACAUUUCGCAUAAUGGCAUUCCGUAAAUCAGAAAGACAAAUUAUUGGAAGAUAUCGUAAACGAUCAAUAUCUCGUGUAUUCUGGACAAUAAUGUUUAUGAUGGUAUUUUUAUCGUUGAUGGGUGCAGGUUUUUCUGGAAGGUUGGAAAAUGUUAGUAAUUGGAAAAGGUUAGUAAUUGCCACCAUAAUCCUCUUAAUAAUGAAUCGUGGAUCAUUAAUAAGUGAAAAUUCCUCUGGUUUUGCAACAACCUAUAAAAACCAAAUUAUCCUCGUUUCUUUUGGCUUUCUUGAGGCCCUAACUCUAAUAAUCUGGGCCAUCAUUCGAUUUGCCUAUCCACGUAUAAUAAGAGAUGCAUAUUGGUUAGACACGAUUUGGUGGUGGAGAAUACAAAAAGCAGACAUUAAAGACCUUGAAGGAGAGGUAGUAGGAUGUUUUCGGUAUUUUGCAUGGGAAAGUUAUAGUUUUUGUUUCAGGCAUGGGUAUAUUGUUUAUGUGGGGGAAGUGGAUUUGAAUGGGUUACCGCAUGGUCAUGGAGAGUGGAUUGAUGAUUCUUUCGAUGGAGAGUGCUUAAAAGGUAUUUGGGAACAUGGAGUACCAGUUGGUCCAUUUCAAUCAAGGAUUUCAGGAAUGGGAGAUGCAAUUCAUUCGGUUCGUGUAGGUUUUGUCAAAAAAAUGAAUACCCCUUGGGAUGAAUGGAGAAUUUUUCCAAGACCUUAUGAAAAAAGACUAGAUAUGGGUGUGGCAUCUGUGGAGUGUUCUGUUUCUGGGAAAUACUUGAAAUAUCUUCCUCGUUCAAGUUUGGUAAUUUCACAGAUACCACUUCGUAAUCCUUCUAGUAAUAAUGACCUUGCAGAAAACUCUUCACGAGAGAAUACAUCAAAUAAUUUUUUUUUAAAUAAUUCGCUUAAACAUUGUCUUAAAAACUUAAUAACAUUUUCAAGAGUUAUGGAAAAUAAUUUAGGGAUGAAUGAACAAACUUCGAUAACUAUACGAUUUGAAGAUGAUGAAUUUAGAAUAACAGGAUAUUAUCCAAUUAAUGGAACCACUUCUAAAGAUGAAGUAGUUGUGAAAAAAGUGCCGCAAAGAAAGUAUUCACAACCGAGUGAAUAUGUAUUAGAAAUUGAAGGAUGGCAACCAUUGGGUGGUACUUUAUCAACAAGUUCUUCAAUGAAUUGUGAAGAAGUUUGUAAAGGAUCUCAGGAAUGUAUAAUAUUUAUACAUGGAUUCAACUGUCCAACGAAAUUCGCAAUUGAAACUUUUGGACAAUUUCUCGCCCUUGCUUAUUUACCAGAUUAUAUAAAACCAUUUGUGUUUUCACCACCCGGUUCAAAUUCAUUCCAUUAUUGUGGCGUUAAAAGUCAAGGAUGUAGUGAAGAAUCCAUUAAUGAUUUUCGAAGUUUUUUACAAAAUCUUCGAGAUACGGGAUUUUGUGCAGUACAUAUAAUAAGUCAUUCAAUGGGGUGUAUGAUCGCACUUAAUUACGUCAAAGCUUUUGAAGGAAUAAUCGCAACUAUCGAUAAUUCAAAACGUGAUCUUAAACCUGAAAAUUUUUACCAAUCCACCGAUUCUUCUUUUCCAUCAUCAUCAAAACAACGUAGAAAUGAAAAACAAAAUUCAUCAUUCAUAACUGAAAUGAAGCUUUCAUCUGUAAACCUAUUGAAUCCUGACACCCCUUUUGACUCUUUUAUAAAUCAUGAUUAUUCAGCACUCUCUAAAUAUUGUGAUCACAUAACAAUCUACUCAAAUUCCCAAGAUUUCGCAUUGAAAGUUGGUGAAUUCAUAAGUAAAGCCAAAACAUUGGGCCGGCAAAUUAAUGAUAUAUAUUAUAAAGGAAAAUUAAUGAAUAUUGAUUUAAUUGACACCACUCAAUUAGAUGUUAAUAUACAUAAAAUACGCCAUAACUUUUUUAAUUUGAAUCGAUUAUUGGUAGAUGAUUUAUGUGAUAUUAUUAUUAUUGGAAAGCGUGCAAGAGAGCGUAAGUCGAGAUUAAGUAGGAAAGUGAGAGGAGUUGGUCCUGAAGGAGUGGUUUAUACUUUUCUGGUUGCACCAAUUUAUAAAUGGAAAGUCAAUCCGGAAAAACUCCAAAAAUAUGCUAAAAGGAGUUCAAAACCUUCAUACCAAACGUAUUUUUGUUCAGCGUAUACGUCUAAAGGGUAUGUGAUAAUGGCGUCAACAUUUUACGCGGAUGUAGCUGAAGAUUUUAAACAACUUUUUGAAACUAUGGAGGAUCCUGUUGGGAUGCUUUCCAUUAGUACUCAUCAUGAAGGCCUCGAAAGUCUUAAAGAGUUUUGUUUAGAAACAAUCGGCUCUGAUCCAGAUAUUUU
Messenger RNA from Diversispora eburnea, 2651 nucleotides. The record is from the annotation of a GenBank genome assembly. Lineage: Eukaryota; Fungi; Glomeromycota; Glomeromycetes; Diversisporales; Diversisporaceae.